Molecule: messenger RNA, 2482 nt
Organism: Solanum dulcamara
Lineage: Eukaryota; Viridiplantae; Streptophyta; Magnoliopsida; Solanales; Solanaceae
Product: DEAD-box ATP-dependent RNA helicase 37-like
Exons: 7
Coding region: 392-2236 (614 amino acids)
Cellular component (GO): nucleus
Molecular function (GO): ATP binding; RNA binding; RNA helicase activity
Source: RefSeq, a predicted model, not a curated record
UAGUUGAAAAGGGUAAGACUUCACAGAGAGAGUAAAGACGCAUAUGCAAAAUUUGAAUCUUAAGGUCUCCUUAAUUUCUCCCUAAGUUAUUAUAAGCCGUCAAUCUGAAAAUCCAAUCUCAGAAAAGCAUCUUGUCUCCGAUUGUUUCUGCUUCUGUGUCCGAAUUCUUAUAUUCUUCCUUCUUUGUCAGCGCUAGGGUUUCUCUAUUUCUCCAUUCACCCACCCGUCUCUCUCUAAAGGUUUAGGACUGCUUAAUCCAUUUGAAACAGAUCUAAGCAGAGUGUUUUGAAGAAGAAAAUUUCUGGUUAUCAUUGUUUGGGUCAUUUGCCGAUUAGGAUUUUCAACUGUGUGGAUUAGGAGAGGAUUAAAAGGGAAGAAGAAAAUUUUGAUAAUGAGGAACUCAUGGGCAGAUUCUGUUGAGAAUGUAGCUUCUGAUAAUGUUGGGCCAAGUGGGGGGAGUGGAGCUUCUGCUUCUACAAGAAGAUCAUCUUAUGUCCCACCACACCUUCGCAACAAACUGAUGGCAGCAGAACCUCUAGCUCCAUCGCAGGGUGGCCCACCUUCUGGUAAUGACCGCUCAGGCUUCAAUGGACCAACUAGUGGGUCUCGAUGGGGUGGUUCUAGGCCAGAUUAUGGACGCCAAGGGGGGUAUAGUGGUGGUGGCCGCAGCGGAGGUGGUUGGGGUGGUAGAGGAGGUGGUUGGGGUAGAGAGCGGGAAGUUAACCCUUUUGGUAAUGAUGCAGAUGUGGACUUGGAGCAAUCGUCUGAUCAGGAGAAUACAGGAAUAAAUUUUGAUGCUUAUGAGGAUAUUCCAGUGGAAACAAGUGGAGAAAAUGUGCCACCUCCUGUUAAUACAUUCGCCGAGAUAGAUUUAGGGGAGGCCGUUAACUUGAAUAUUAGGAGGUGCAAAUAUGUGAAGCCGACUCCUGUCCAGCGAUAUGCGAUUCCCAUCUCCUUAGCAGGACGAGAUCUCAUGGCCUGUGCCCAGACUGGAUCCGGCAAGACAGCUGCCUUUUGUUUCCCAAUUAUUAGUGGAAUCAUGAGGGGGAAUUUUCCGCAACGGCCUCGCGGGGUGCGGACAGUGUUUCCCCUUGCUCUUAUUCUCUCACCAACAAGAGAGCUCUCAAUGCAGAUACACGAGGAAGCUAAAAAAUUUUCUUAUCAGACUGGUGUUAGAGUAGUAGUGGCCUAUGGUGGAGCCCCGAUUAAUCAGCAGCUCCGAGAGCUUGAGAGAGGAGUUGAUAUUCUUGUGGCAACUCCUGGAAGACUGUUCGAUUUACUUGAGAGAGCAAAAGUUUCAUUACAGAUGAUUAGAUAUUUAGCUCUCGAUGAGGCAGAUCGUAUGCUGGACAUGGGGUUCGAACCUCAAAUUAGAAGGAUAGUGGAGCAAAUGGAUAUGCCUCCACCUGGUGAAAGACAGACUAUGCUGUUCAGUGCUACAUUCCCAAAAGAGAUUCAGAGACUGGCCUCUGAUUUUCUUGCAAACUACAUAUUUUUGGCAGUUGGACGGGUUGGUUCUAGUACUGACUUGAUUGUUCAACGAGUUGAAUUUGUUCAUGAUGGUGACAAGAGAAGCCAUCUUAUGGAUCUACUUCAUGCACAGAUGGCUAAUGGGGUUCACGGCAAGCAUGCUCUAACUUUGGUAUUUGUCGAAACAAAGAAGGGUACUGAUGCAUUGGAGCAUUGGCUGUGUAUUAAUGGGUUUCCUGCAACUGCCAUUCAUGGUGAUAGGACUCAGCAGGAAAGGGAGCAAGCGUUGAGAACAUUCAAGAGAGGAGAUACCCCAAUUUUAGUUGCGACGGAUGUGGCUGCUCGAGGCCUUGAUAUCCCUCAUGUUUCUCAUGUUAUCAACUUUGAUCUUCCCAAUGACAUUGAUGAUUAUGUGCACCGUAUAGGAAGGACAGGUCGUGCAGGAAAGACAGGAUUAGCAACUGCUUUCUUUAAUGAUGGUAACCUUUCGAUGGCCAAACCACUAGCUGACUUGAUGCAAGAAGCUAAUCAGGAGGUACCUGAAUGGUUGACUCGUUAUGCUAGCCGUUCAUACGGAGGAGGUAGAAACAGGCGGGCUGGUGGAGGCCGUUUUGGUGGGCGUGACUUCAGGAGGGAUUCCUCAUACAAUAGAAGUGGAGGUGGAGGUGGAGGUGGUGUGAACUACUAUGAUGGAGGUAAUAGUAGUGGUGGUUAUGGCAAUUACAGUGGGGGAUAUGGUCCUGGAGUAACUAGUGCUUGGGACUAGCUCUUAUCAGAACUUAUAUGAUACCUAUACUUUCCUGCAGUUGUAUAUUACUCAUCAACAAAUUUGGAUUAUGAUAUUGUGCCAGUGCGAAACAGGGUUGAGUUCUUGUUGUUUUGUGGUUCUAUAGGAGGGGGACAACUGCAAGAUUGUUAUGGUAGUUAGAUUGGCAAUUGGAGACCACUAGCAGACAGCUUUUGUCCAACAGUUCAAUGAUGCCUUUGUUUAAUAUAAUAUUAUUGAAAUGCA